Messenger RNA from Pyricularia pennisetigena, 1011 nucleotides. RefSeq lists its product as uncharacterized. Lineage: Eukaryota; Fungi; Ascomycota; Sordariomycetes; Magnaporthales; Pyriculariaceae. The record is from RefSeq and is a predicted model, not a curated record. The coding region runs from base 1 to 1011 and encodes 336 amino acids. Gene Ontology annotation, molecular function: hydrolase activity. The transcript has a single exon.
AUGUCCCAAUCAACAGAAUCAAACCCCCUCCCACCCUAUCCCCUCCACCCCUCCGUCGCGUCCCGCAUCAACCCGGAAUACGCCGCCUUCUACAACGCGCACAUCUCCGACAAGCAGCAAGUCCACCUCCAACCGAUCGCCACGUCGCGGUCCUCGGGCGUGCUGAUCCCAGGGGCGGGCCCGCUCCUCCCCGUCGGCAGCACCCAAGACUACACCAUUCCGCGCACCACGUCCAGCGGGCCCGACGUCAAGGUCCGCGUCUUCACUCCCGCCGGCAGCAGGCCCGCAUCCGGCUGGCCGGCCUGCGUCUACUUCCACGGCGGCGGCUGGGUGCUCGGCACCAUCGACACGGAGAACGUGGUGUGCAGCAACCUCUGCGCGCGCGGCGGCGCCGUCGUCAUCACGGUCGACUACCGCCUCGCGCCCGAGGACCCCUUCCCGGCCGCCGUCGACGACUGCUGGGAGGCCGUGCGGUGGACCGCGACCGAGGGCAGGGCGCUGCUGGGGCUGGACCUCGACCGGCUCGCGACGGGCGGGUCGUCGGCCGGCGGCAACCUCGCGGCCGUCAUGUGCCAGCGCGCCGCGGCCGGCGACGGCCCGCGCUUCCGCCUGCAGCUGCUCUCGGUGCCCGUGGCGGACAACACGGCCUCGCCCCAGACGACGCCCAGCUGGCGCGAGAACGAGCACGCGCCCGCCCUCCCCGCGCCCAAGAUGAUGUGGUACCGCCGCCACUACCUCCCGCGGGAGUCGGACUGGGCCAACCCGGAAGCCAGCCCGCUGCUCUGGCGGGGCGAUUGGAGCAGGCUGCCGCGGGCCGUGAUCGUGUGCGGCGAGCUGGACGUGCUGCGCGACGAAGGGGUCGCCUUUGGCGACAAGCUGAAGAAGGCCGGCGUCAGGGCCGACGUGCACGUCUUGGAGGGCCAGCCGCAUCCGUUUCUGGCCAUGGACGGCGUGCUGGAGGAUGGGAGGAGGGCCAUUACUUAUUUCUGUGACGCGCUGAAGGAGUUGUAG